Messenger RNA from Centropristis striata (black sea bass), 1773 nucleotides. RefSeq names its product dual specificity protein phosphatase 26-like. The transcript has 3 exons. Lineage: Eukaryota; Metazoa; Chordata; Actinopteri; Perciformes; Serranidae. Gene Ontology annotation, cellular component: cytoplasm. Gene Ontology annotation, biological process: protein dephosphorylation; negative regulation of MAPK cascade. Gene Ontology annotation, molecular function: MAP kinase phosphatase activity; protein tyrosine/serine/threonine phosphatase activity. The record is from RefSeq and is a predicted model, not a curated record. Bases 452 to 1036 code for a protein of 194 amino acids.
AUAGUUUCCAGGCUUUUUCUGUCAGGUGGAAACUGCUGCAUGGGUAUACACUCCCUACAUCUGCCAGGCAGCAAGCAGAGCUUUAAAUAGAUGGCUAUUUUGAUGCAAAAGCAUAACACAGGACCCUGAGGGCUGGAGGCACAUGGGCUAGAUUUAAUGUGAGGGUCAAAUGGCCUGACAAACCUUAGGGCACCCCGUGGUGAGUACAUCUGAGACGAAGAAUCCUGAGACUUAACCCAUCAUUUUGCCUUGUUGGACGCAGAGGUUCCAGCCAGCUUGUUGGAAAUCCUCUUUUCACAUCGUUUUUUGUUUUUUUUAAACAGUGGCUGCAGACUGGAGUGCCUUUUUUCUGUUUUUGAAUGGUUGUAUUGUCUACUUUUAAAGGACUAGGAAUUGCCUUAUUUGCUGGAAAUACUGCUGUGUCACAUCAGAGAACCACACAGGAAAAGCAAUGUCCUAUACGUCCAAACUUCCUGCGUCCUGGAACGAUAAACCUCCUCCUCGGAAGGUUGAAAUUGACCUGAGUUCACCCGGUUUAGCAGUGUUUGAGCUUGAAAGACUCUUGUUUACUGGCAAAGCCAUCAUCAGCCAUGCAGAUGAAGUGUGGCCAAAUCUUUACAUUGGUGACCAAGACAGUGCAGAGAACCCGGUUGAGCUAACGAAGCAUCGAGUCACUCACAUCCUGAAUGCAGCUCACAGUAAACGCAGAGGACAGCCAGACCUCUACAACAGCAUGAACAUCACCUACAUGGGCGUAGAGGCUCAUGACUCUGUUGGCUUUGACAUGAGCGUCAACUUCCAUGCAGCAGCAGACUUUAUCCACAAAGCUCUUAGCAGAGGAGGCAAAGUGCUGGUGCACUGUCAUGUAGGAGUGAGCCGCUCUGCCACCCUGGUCCUGGCUUACCUGAUGCUGAAGCAGAACCUAACCCUUGUGGAGGCUAUUUGUGCUGUGAAAGAGAACCGGGGUGUCAUUCCUAAUCGAGGUUUUCUCCGACAGCUCAUCAAACUGGACGGCCAGCUGUUUGGCAAACACUGAAUGCUGCCUGGUAGUAUUACCGGUCAGGAGAGGUCAUACGAUUUAUUGGUUGGCUGAUUUUGUCCAUUAUACUUGUGAUGAGUAUUGGCAUAUGUGUUUCCGAUAUGCAAUCAAUAUGAAAACUGUCGUUUUCAGAACAUAAUCCAGGAAAAGAUUCUUGAUUGUUAGUACCUAGGUCAUUUUAAAAAAAUGGUGUCAUAACACAGUUUGUCAGCUGUUUGACUACUUCACCAAGGACUUUUCUAGUGAUUUAUAAAUAAUUAAUUCCCAGUGAAGUUUACUCUUUCAAUGCACUGAUGUCAUUUUAGACAAUAAAGUUUUUAAUAACUGUAAACCAUCCUGCCCCGAUUACAUAUUUUAGUCAGACUCCAUCACAAAAUUGAUUACUUUAGAUUUGUAGUUCGACUUGGAAUUUAACACCAAUAACUAUAGAUAAUAUAUCAGCUGAUAUAUUGAUACAUACAGGCUGAUAUCAGACUGGCUCUAUUCGUCAGAUUUUAUGCAUCCAGAACAAAUGGAAAAUUCUGAUAAAGAUACAGUAUGUUAAAAAUAUAAGAUACGCUGAUUUCAUAGUAAUUUUCUUUUAAGAGACUUACAGAAUCUCAUCACCUUCUGGAUCAAUGGUCAAAUUGUACAUGUUAUAAUGUUAAUGGUUUGAAAUUUUACAUUAAAAAUAUGAACCUGAUGCAGUUUUUAGUCAAUGUAUGGCUGUCACUUUAUACAUUAGUGCUGCUCAC